Messenger RNA from Psylliodes chrysocephalus, 479 nucleotides. Lineage: Eukaryota; Metazoa; Arthropoda; Insecta; Coleoptera; Chrysomelidae. The record is from the annotation of a GenBank genome assembly.
AUUUAGAAACUGACUUAUUAAUUGCGAAAAACAAAGAGGCAGACACAAGGACUAUAUUACAUAUAUUGCCUGCUAAAAUGGAAGGAUUUUUUGUUACUAUUGGCCCAUUUCAAAGAUAUAUUGACGCCGGAAACUUGGAUAAAAGUUGGAAGCAAAGAAACGAAAGAUUUACAGCAAUCCAUGAAUUGAAAAUGGAUAGUUCAAUGGCAAAAUGUCUACCAACGUUUCAUCCACUGACAGAUUAUGAUACAACCAGUCAGUUUGCAGGAAUAGGCAAAAAAACAUGCUGGAAAGUGUUUUUAUCACACCACAAUCUACUUAGUUAUGUUAGCAUAAAUGACAAUUUAGAAGAAGAUUUUAAUAAAAUGGUUAAUUUAGAAAGACCAAGUGUUCAAGAAAAGAAUAAUCUUACCAGAAUAUGUGGCAAAAAAGUUGAACAGACUUGGACAAGACACAAUUGGGUGGAUGAUAUGGAAUAA